AUGCUGGAGGGUCCAAAAUUUACUGGAAUUAUAGGCCUACACAAGAAUCACGACAAUUACGAUUUCUCUCAAGAUUUUUAUCGGAAGCUAAAUGAGGGGUCUAACAUGUCCAUUGAUAGUUAUGGGAGCUUGCAGAUGAGCAAUGGUGGAGGCUCUGUUGCCAUGUCGAUGGACAACAGCAGUGUUGGUUCAAAUGAUUCGCACACUCGUAUCUUGGCUCACCAAGGGCUAAAGCAUGUCAAAGACUAUUCUGUUGCGGCAAGUGUCAAUCGUGGGAGAGUCUCCCACGGGCUGAGCGACGAUGCCCUGGCCCAAGCUUUGAUGGACCCUCGAUAUCAUACAGAUGGGCUUGGGAACUAUGACGAGUGGACGAUUGACUUGAGGAAGCUUAACAUGGGGCAAGCUUUUGCUCAGGGUGCAUUUGGGAAGCUCUAUAAGGGUACUUAUAAUGGUGAAGAUGUUGCAAUUAAGCUUCUAGAGAAGCCGGAGAAUAAUCCAGAAAGGGCACACUUGAUGGAGCAGCAGUUUCAGCAGGAGGUGAUGAUGUUGGCAAGGUUGAAGCAUCCAAACAUAGUUCGCUUUAUCGGUGCUUGCCGUAAACCCAUGGUCUGGUGUAUCGUGACAGAGUAUGCAAAGGGGGGUUCGGUGCGCCAUUUCUUAGCAAAGCGGCAAAAUCGAUCUGUGCCUUUAAAAUUGGCUGUAAAACAGGCCUUGGAUGUCGCAAGGGGGAUGGAAUAUGUGCACGGGCUAAACUUGAUUCACAGAGACUUGAAGUCCGACAAUCUACUAAUUUCCUCUGACAAGUCGAUUAAGAUUGCAGAUUUUGGGGUUGCUCGUAUUGAGGUGCAAACUGAAGGAAUGACACCAGAAACAGGGACUUAUCGCUGGAUGGCCCCGGAAAUGAUCCAACACAGGCCGUACACCCAAAAAGUCGAUGUAUAUAGCUUUGGGAUUGUACUGUGGGAGCUCAUCACAGGAAUGCUUCCCUUCCAGAACAUGACUGCUGUUCAGGCAGCAUUUGCAGUUGUCAAUAAAGGGGUUCGUCCCAACAUUCCCAGUGAUUGUCUUCCAGUUCUCAGUGAGAUCAUGAUUCAUUGCUGGGAUGCUAAUCCUGAUGUUAGGCCUCCUUUCAGUGAGAUAGUCAGAAUGCUCAAGGCUGCAGAGACAGAGAUCAUGACCACCGUCAGAAAAGCUCGUUUCAGAAGAUGGUUCUGUUCGACAACUAAUCCGCAUGAAUUUGCCCAUGCCGCAUUCUGGCCUGCAAUGGACUUUGUGAAGUCGCGACUUCAGUCGGUGAUGGACCAAGGCAGUCGAGGUAAAGAAAUGAUACUCAUACAAAUAAACGAGACCAAGAAUUUCACGGAGCUUAUACAGAGAUGGACAUUAUUUGACGAGAAAAUCCGGAAUCUUCUUGUAAGAGCUCCAGGCGGUUGUUCUCUACUUCGGCCAUCUGCUUUUCUAAAUACUCUUUUGAGGUCUGUCCAAUGA
Messenger RNA from Fraxinus pennsylvanica, 1488 nucleotides. The record is from the annotation of a GenBank genome assembly. NCBI's taxonomy places the organism in Eukaryota, Viridiplantae, Streptophyta, Magnoliopsida, Lamiales, Oleaceae.